This is a messenger RNA of Electrophorus electricus (electric eel), 3348 nucleotides long. It is a transcript of the gene sacm1la, whose product is annotated as SAC1 like phosphatidylinositide phosphatase a. The record is from RefSeq and is a predicted model, not a curated record. Lineage: Eukaryota; Metazoa; Chordata; Actinopteri; Gymnotiformes; Gymnotidae. Gene Ontology annotation, biological process: phosphatidylinositol dephosphorylation. Gene Ontology annotation, molecular function: phosphatidylinositol-4-phosphate phosphatase activity. Gene Ontology annotation, cellular component: endoplasmic reticulum.
GCGAGGUCAGUGAUACCGGAACUAAAGAUGGCGACUACCUACGAGGGGUUCAACCUUCAUGUCACCUCUGAAAAGUUCUACAUUGAGGCCUGUGGUGAUGCCAACGAUGUCUUGGUCAUCGAUAGGGUUUCCAUGGAAAUGACCCUCGCAGGUUUUAGGGACAUCCCUCUGUCGGGAGUAACCAAGUCUAUCUGUGGCAUCAUGGGGACAAUUCGUCUAGUGGCUGGGAUGUACCUCAUAGUCAUCAUUAAGAAGAGGAAAGUGGGUAACCUGUUUGGCCACACGGUGUGGAAGGCUGUAGAGUUUGACCUGCUCUCCUACAAGAAGACUGUAUUGCACCUCACAGAAAACCAAAUGCAGGACAACAAGACGUUCCUGUCCAUGAUCACCAGUGUCCUGAAUACAGAUGGCUUCUACUUCUGCACAGAUUAUGACCUGACCCACACCCAGCAGCGACUUGCUAACACCAGCCCUGACUUUCAGGAGAUGAGCCUGCUCGAGAGGGCAGAUCAGAGGUUUGUGUGGAACGGAAGCCUCUUGAGAGAUUUCCUUGCGCAACCCGAGCUCCACAAAUUUGUUUUCCCUGUCAUCCAUGGUUUUAUCAUGAUGAAGCCAUGUUCUAUCAAUGGGAAGAUAUUUGAAUGGAUCCUCAUUUCUAGAAGGAGCUGUUUCAGGGCUGGUGUGCGAUAUUAUGUCCGAGGAAUCGACUCCGAAGGACAUGCUGCUAACUUUGUGGAAACAGAACAAAUCGUCCAGUACAGUAAUGGCAGAGCCUCGUUUGUGCAGACCCGGGGGUCCAUGCCUUUCUUCUGGUCCCAGAGACCCAACCUGAAAUACAAGCCCAAGCCUCAGAUCAGCAGUACCACCAAUCACCUGGAUGGAUUCCAGAGACAUUUUGACUCCCAGGUCCUCAUUUAUGGGAAGCAAGUGAUUCUGAACUUGGUCAAUCAGAAAGGUUCUGAGUUGCCCCUUGAGCAAACUUUUGCCAAACUGGUGAACAGCAUGGAAAGUGGAAUGAUAAAGUACAUUGCCUUCGACUUCCAUAAGGAGUGCAGCAAGAUGAGGUGGCACCGUCUGCAGCUCUUGGUGGAUGCCGUGGCAGAGAUGCAGGAUGAAUUUGGGUACUUCAUGUUGAGCUCUGAUGGGAAGGUGGUGGUGCAGCAGACCGGAGUGUUCCGCAGUAACUGUAUGGACUGCCUGGAUCGCACCAAUGUCGUUCAGAGCCUCCUGGCCCGGCGCGCCCUGCAGAGCCAGCUCCAGAGAAUGGGUGUCCUACACGUCGGGCAGAAGAUCGAGGAGCAGGCUGAAUUUGAGAAAAUUUACAAGAAUGCCUGGGCCGACAACGCCAACGCAUGUGCAAAGCAGUAUGCCGGCACCGGAGCCCUAAAGACCGACUUCACCAGGACGGGGAGGAGGACACAGUGGGGCUUAGUUAUGGAUGGCUGGAAUUCUAUGAUACGCUAUUACAAGAACAACUUCUCUGAUGGCUUCAGACAAGAUUCCAUUGACCUCUUUCUUGGAAACUACUCUGUGGACGAAAUGGAAAUCUUGACACCUCUUCAACUGCAGAAAGAUUGGAAAUUCCUCACGUUGCCCAUCAUUAUGUUGGUGGCUUUCUCCAUGUGCAUUAUCUGCCUUCUCAUGGCUGGUGACACCUGGAGAGAGACAGUGGCGUACGUGCUGUUCUGGGCCGUGGCUGGUGUUGUCACGGCAACCGUCAUCCUCCUCAAUGGCAAGGAGUUUGUGAACGUGCCCAAGCUGGUCCAGAAAGAGAAGAUGGAUUAGGCGUGUGUGUGUGUGUGAAUGUGCUGAAAGCGGCUUGGUCCCACAGGACCACCACACCCCACUCCUCCUUCUUCCUCCUCCUGGCUGCAUCAGGUUUGGAGUCUGUAUUGAUCUGCUCGCCGCACAGUUCUUCUCCUACUGUAGACCAUGGCCAUCCAGCAGGAGCUCGCAGUCUGUAAUCCUGCGUCCGCCAUCCCGACCUCACCUCUACAUGCAGUCUCCUUGUGCAGUAAUCUUUUCAAGUGAGUGGCAUGGUGCCCAACCAUAAGAAAAAUAGCUCACACUUAAUACUUCGCAUUAUAUGCUUUAGCAGAGCUGUUGAUUUUGCACUACAUUAGAACAAGCUGUUUGCCCAGAACUUCAUUGUUAGACCUUUUUGUGAUUUAUGGAGCAAUAUUGUUGUUACCAAAGUUAUUUUGGUUGGCAUUCAGCUGCCUAUAUGUGUAAAUACUGCCCUACUCCAUUUAACAGAGGCACUGUGUAAUGAGGGUUUUCUGUACACAUAAAUGCAACGGAACAUCAUUUAUAUUAGGAGGGAUAUGGGCUCUCUUGCGUUAGACACCUGUCUUAUAUUCAUACGAUAUGUCAUCAUUAUAUCGUAGGCUACAUGGAUCUCUUAACCUCUCCUACCUGCUGCUCUGCUCUUUUCUGUACUCUUGAGUCCUCAAGUUACUAAUGUCUUAUUCACCACAAUUUUUAUAGGUUGCUGAAUGGGUUAAGAUGGCUAUGGAUGGGCAGAGAUUUUGCGCACACUCUCAGUAAUGGUUUACACAAAUGUCUUCUAUCAGCACUUUACUAACUAUUCCAUCUGUGGACCACAAGACUAAAAUAGAUUUCCUUGUGGGCACAUUCCCUAUCAGUUUGUUUUUGUGUGUGUGGUUGCAGUGUUAUUCUUCCAUUGCCUGUCGAGUACUGAGAGUGGAGUUGCACUUCACAUGAUGUUAACAGGUGCUGCUGAAGUCUGCGUUUUAUGUUUUCCUGUACUUCAAUAGUGGGUAAAUAUUUCUGCUUGGUCAGCUUGUCCUAAAAUGACAAUUUUGUUUAUUUCUUUAUUUUCUUGAAGGCACUGAAAGAUAAACGUCUUUCCAUUAAGCUCCAUUUGAGCAUAAUUCUGAUAUAUUGUAUAUGAUUACGCAAUUAAAGAAUCUCAUAUUUUACUCCCUGGUUUGAUUUAGGUUGGUGAGAGAAUGUCAUGUAUAUCCUUCCCACUGUGAUCAUGAAAAAAUGCAACAGUUAAGCUCAUACACACAAAAACACUGAACACUCAAAUUUAGUAUUAGACUAAAUUUAAGUAGUGUGAUGGGCUUUUAAUAAUGCACACAAUUCUCUGCUAGAUAAUCUGUUGAUCAGGUGGUUAGAUCUGCACACCUUUACACACUGUUAGCACAGCAGCUGUAUAAACCAUGGUGAUUUACUUAACCUCUCCAGGGUAAUGUUAAUAUUACAACGCAAUUCUGUGUAGUAUUGUGUACCUUACAGUGAGAGAAUCGGGGCUUAUUCAUGUUGUUUGGUCAUGUGUGGGGAUCGUGUGAUAUAAAAGUAGUUUUCUCAUGGAGUACUCAA